Messenger RNA from Sphenostylis stenocarpa, 1086 nucleotides. NCBI's taxonomy places the organism in Eukaryota, Viridiplantae, Streptophyta, Magnoliopsida, Fabales, Fabaceae. The record is from the annotation of a GenBank genome assembly.
AUGGACUCGGAAUCUGCAAACUCCGAUUCUCAACCACAGCCUCUCUCGAGCCAAAACGUGGACGCGUGCCACGAGAUGAGUUCCCUUGAAGACCUCGCGAACCGCGGGGCGUGGCGUUCAAUAAUCGACAAGGUAUCACGCGCCCGCGCGCUCUCUCUCCUCCAUAAGCCCCACGACCACCUCACCUACCUCGCCUUCAACGCCCUCGCCUUCACAAAACUGCGUCGUUUCAACGAAGCCUCCGCGGAACUCGAUUCCCUCGAAGACCUCGAUAGUUCGCACUACCGCUACGAAACCUACCCGAAAAUUUACCCUAACCGGGUCGGAUCAAUGGUCCCUUUUUCCCUCCGUUGGCUCAGCGCCCUAAUUCCAAUCAAAUUAGGGCAACGUCAGCAGGGCAUGGAUCGCUUCUACACUCUCCUUGAUUUCGUGCGCGGGAAGAUUAAGGAAAAAGGGGAAAACAAUAACCUUGGUGUCUCCCUUAAUCUGUGGCGAAAACGAGAGGUUUUUGUCGUGAAUUGCAUCAUAGGACACCAUUUGAGUCAGAAAGAGUUCGGCGUGUGUUUAAGUUUGAUGAAGGAGCUUCUUUCUCGAGAUGAUGGUUCGGACCCUUUGUUGGUUUCACAACUUGGCUACAUGCAGUUGCAGAUUGGGGACUUGGAGGGUGCGAAAGUUUCUUUUUUGAAGGUGGAGAGUGAGGGAAAGAAUAAUGGGUCGUUGAGCGAGGUUGAGUUUAAGAACCUUGUGAAUAGGAACAAAGCGUUGGUGUAUUUGGUUGGUAAGGAUUAUGUGUCGGCGGUGAGGGAGUACGAGGAGUGCAUUGAGAGGGACAAUGCUGAUGUUGUGGCCGUGAAUAACAAGGCUCUGUGCUUGAUGUAUCUUAGGGACUUGUCGGAUUCUAUUAAGGUGUUGGAGAGUGCGCUUGAGAGAGUUCCCACUGUGGCUCUCAAUGAAACGCUUGUUGUCAAUUUGUGUAGUAUGUAUGAAUUGGCAUAUGUUAAUCACUCUGAUAUUAAGAGAACGCUUAGUAGUUGGAUUGCUCGUGUUGCACCUGACGAUUUUGAUGCAUCUUGUACCCGUACAUGA